AUGGCGUUCAUUGAAAGUCGCCGACGCCUACUCGCAGGAAUUCCUGUGCAAAAAGUCUGCCAGAAGCUUCAAGGAUACCUCACCCAAGAAGAAAUCAAGGAUAUAUGUUCCGACAGUUCGGAAACAAGAAUGACGAAGCUCCUCUAUAUCUUGUGCAAAAAGCCACAGAAGUACCAAGAGUGGUACCUUGAUCUAUUGGUAGCCUUGCAGGAUCUCGAUUAUUCAGCCAUAGCAGAGGGACUCGAGAGUAAAACAGAUUUGAAAGUCCGCAUCGGCAGAGUAUGGUUGAAGUUCAUCAAGAUUGGAAAUCCGGGAGAUGUCAUGAAGAGGAUGAUGAACCGCGGUAUUCUCAACAGUGACGAAAUAAGGACCCUCAAUGUAAUUAAAUACAAGGAGCAGAAAAUGUCCAGUCUAGGUGAUGUCCUGGGAAAAAAGGACGGAAGAAAUCUGCCCCUGAUAUCUAGAUGUCUUCUUGAAGAAGGCCAUCGAUCCGUCGCUGAGGAGCUCCUGCACUCCUCCAGGGAAGAGCUCGAUGAAUACUCUGCUGGUUCA
Messenger RNA from Darwinula stevensoni, 552 nucleotides. The record is from the annotation of a GenBank genome assembly. Lineage: Eukaryota; Metazoa; Arthropoda; Ostracoda; Podocopida; Darwinulidae.